AUGUCAAUCGACAUCUAUUGUCUGGAGCGUGAUCCCCGUCCUAUCUAUCUAUCUAUCUAUCUAUCUAUCUAUCUAUCUAUCUAUCUAUCUAUCAAAAUCUAUUUCUUACUGUUUCUUAUCUAUCUAUCUAUCUAUCUAUCUAUCUAUCUAUCUAUCUAUCACAGUAUAUUCAUCUCUAUCUAUCCAAUAUAUCUAUCUAAAUAUGUUCUUUAUCUAUCUAUCUAUCUAUCUAUCAAAAUUUUUUUCUUAUCUAUCUAUCUAUCUAUCUAUCUAUCUAUCUAUCUAUCUAUCUAUCUAUCUAUCUAUCAAAAUCUGUUUCUCAUCUAUCUAUCUAUCUAUCUAUCUAUCUAUCUAUCUAUCUAUGUACUUAUCGCUCUCUCUCUCUCUCUCUCUCUCUUUCUGUGUCCCUUUCUCGCUAUCUCCUUUUCUAAACUUUUCAUUUAUUCCCUGUUGUCCAAUCUAAAUUUCCAAACCGUCUGUUGCCACCAUUUUUACGAUCUUUUCCCUCUUCGUGUAUUUGUUGCCCUCCGCUAUCCACCUCCUUCGCGUAUAAACGAUCCUUUCUCGGGAGAUUGGCAAGUGGAGAUGAUCUAA
Messenger RNA from Acanthosepion pharaonis, 594 nucleotides. Lineage: Eukaryota; Metazoa; Mollusca; Cephalopoda; Sepiida; Sepiidae. The record is from the annotation of a GenBank genome assembly.